Molecule: messenger RNA, 763 nt
Organism: Drosophila navojoa
Lineage: Eukaryota; Metazoa; Arthropoda; Insecta; Diptera; Drosophilidae
Product: cilia- and flagella-associated protein 299
Source: RefSeq, a predicted model, not a curated record
UAAUAAUAAUAAUAAAAAAAAAAAAAAAAUAAUGCCACCCACCGCUGAUUAUAGACUAUUGAAUUUCAGUACCUACGACGAAUACCUGAACUCAAGUACGAGGAGUGACGCGAAAAAGUAUUUGAGAAACGCUAAACUUAUAAAGCAGGUGAUUAGGCUCGGCUAUCACACAAAUGCCACAAUUUACGAAGAAGACGAAUUUUAUGAGAUGAAAAAAAAACUGCUUGAUCAAAUCAAUCCGGUUUCGCAACACUUCGUUCUGUUUUCCUCCUAUAUGACAAGCAGGGAUCCGGCAAUUUGUGCGCUGGCGGAACGAGAGGCGAGUAAUAUGCAGAAGAAAUUAUCGACAAUAAUAUUUCUACAGCUGCGACAGCGUACCGGCUUUGAUAUAUCGGGCUACAUAGACUAUGAGGACAGCUUGCGGCUAAACAGCCUUCAAAUGAUUGGCUGCACCAACUGGCAGGCCGUGUUCGAGGGCCGCAUUCUGUUGCGACCGAAACACUCCGACUUGAGCUUCUAUGACUGGCACAGCGGCAGCGUCUUCUUCAAUAACACCAGCAACUAUGACGUCAUGCACAUGGGCAUUUCGUUGCUAUUCAAAUACAAGGGCGACCUCAAAUUCAUUCCAGUCACUGUUGGAGACGGCGCCUUCAAGGAAAAUGUGAAGCGCACAGAGAUAUUGUCGCCAUUGUAUGGAAUGGUAGUGCUGUACGAUCAUAUCGUUAGAAAGGCAACUUGAAUAACCAGCAAGCUGUUUGAUAUA